AUGCACGUCCUCAGCAUCAUCCUCCCUCUAUACCUAGCCCUCCCCACCACAGCAGGGUCCCUCAAACCCCGCGCAACAUACACAGACUGCACCGACUCCCAAAAACAACUCCUCUCAGCCGCAGUGACAGACGCCGGCAAAAUGGCAUCAGCAGGAGCCUCCAGCCUCCGCUCCAACAGCGCCAGCUCCCUCUUCCAAACCUUCUUCAAAACCACCGACUCCAGCGCCAUGGACCAAGUAGCCAGUGCCCUGGAAAAGAUCGCCGAAGAAGCAUCCCAGCCCGGCGGCGGCGUCGUCACCUACUCCUGUUCCCCUGGUAGCAUCAGUUGUCAGUCGGGGGGCUUUACCACGACCGGGUAUGCGAGCACGGACGGCACGAAUGGGCAGGUGAAUACCUGUCCCGCGUACUUUGAUUUGCCGGCGAGUUCGGAUGAUUGUACGGUGUUGGAUCAGAGGACGUCGGCGUUGCAUGAGCUGGGGCAUACGAAGGGGGUGCUGGGGAAUGAGGUUUAUGGGUAUCAGGAGAUUAUGAACAUUGAUACGCAGACGGCGUUGAGUAAUGCGGAGAGCUAUGCCUUUUUGCGAAGUGUGGCUCAAGUAGCACGCCUAAAACAAGUGGCACAAUAA
Messenger RNA from Aspergillus oryzae RIB40, 627 nucleotides. RefSeq lists its product as uncharacterized. The coding region runs from base 1 to 627 and encodes 208 amino acids. The transcript is spliced from 2 exons. Lineage: Eukaryota; Fungi; Ascomycota; Eurotiomycetes; Eurotiales; Aspergillaceae. The record is from RefSeq and is a predicted model, not a curated record. Gene Ontology annotation, molecular function: metalloendopeptidase activity. Gene Ontology annotation, biological process: proteolysis.